AUGAUCCGCACCAAAGCUGUCGAACGAUAUCUGGAACAGGCGACCGGGAAUGGUGUUCAGGGUGCGAUUUUAUUUGAUAAAGAUGGUAAGUUUUGAUGUUUUUCGCUGUUGUUUGGUCUUUAGGGACGGAUAAACAGGUGGAGGAGGUUGCGAAAGCUGUUUGGUUAAUAAAUUUGGCGAUUUCUGAGCGUUUGACGCCCUCUUGCGGAUAUUUUUCUCUUCACAUGGUGAAGGUAAAAAUAUUGAUGUAGUCAGUAUGGAACUGAAGAUGCGACAUUGUAUGAAAUAAAUUAGGUAGAGCAGCUCAUAAUCAAGCUAUGGAAAGCUUUUUGUCAGUUUUGCGGCGUCCAACUGUUCGGAAAUUGAAAAUUUUGUUGAUGAUAUAUUAUCCAUGAGAAAAAGUGCUGUAAACCUAUCAGUUAUGCUUGAAAUAACUUCUUUUUUGCUGUGGCCAAUACUUCUUGGCCUAAUAAAACUAUUCAAUUAGAUUUUUCUAUUACUCUGGAGCUUUCUUUAUGUUAUUCAUCGCAAAAGCCCUUUUCAGGCCGAAUUGUGGCUCGCGCCGGUUCCGGAUCUCAAGACAGCAUUCUGGCCGUGUUCACCGCCAAGCUGUGGGAGUCCUUCGAUCGUCAGGGCAGCCGUGAUCGUCUUCGCGAGGUCGAGCUCCGCAAUUCCAACCACAUUCUUCUCGCUUCCCGGGUAGUCUCCAUGAUCAUGGCGGUGGUGAUCGAGAAGGAUCAGCCCACAGCCGUCGCCAAGGCCAAGCUGAAUCGAUUGGUGGAGGAUCUUCGUGAGCCGAUGAGUAUCUUCUGUUAG
This is a messenger RNA of Bursaphelenchus xylophilus (pine wood nematode), 816 nucleotides long. NCBI's taxonomy places the organism in Eukaryota, Metazoa, Nematoda, Chromadorea, Rhabditida, Aphelenchoididae. The record is from the annotation of a GenBank genome assembly.